Cuscuta campestris is the source of this 2434-nucleotide messenger RNA. The record is from the annotation of a GenBank genome assembly. Lineage: Eukaryota; Viridiplantae; Streptophyta; Magnoliopsida; Solanales; Convolvulaceae.
AUCCUCUUCUUCAUAUCCAACGGUGGGAUUGUUGUUUUGACCUCUAGAUGUCGGUAAAAUCGCCUCUGUUUACUGCUGCGUUUUUAUUGGGGUUUUCUCACUUUUGAGUGAAGAUUAUUGUUGUUUGGUGUUCCAAGUUAUUACUUGAUGAUUGUGUGUACCUCUAAUUGAUUUAGAGAGGAUUCUUGGUGUACCCACUGAUUUUCUUGGUGAUUAGUGGAAGGCUUCGUGGUUUUCUCCCCGAUUUGGGGUUUCCACGUUAAAUCUUGGUGUUCGUUUAUCGCUUGAUUGAUUGCUUGUUGUUGUGUUUGCUAUUCUUGAUUGGUCAUAUGAUUUUGCCUAUUUUGACAACACAAAGACGGGAGAAUUAUUAAUUGCUUCCGCUAGAAAAUUGAGGCGAUUUUCUUAACAUAAACAUCAACUCUCAAACAAUGCAACACUUAUAAUAUAACUUAAACAUUCAACACAAAAUUUGAAUUGAAAAUAAACAUAUUUAAAUACUGGACAAUCCAAUUCUUAACUUGAGAAAUUAAUAAUUGAGGUCCUAAUUAAAGGAAAGAAAAACAAAAACAAAUACGGAGUAAAAAGGUAUAAAUGGAUAAGUACUCCCCUGAGCUCUUCUACUUUGUCCGUUCGCCGCCGGACCUUCAGCCAUGGCCGCUACCGCCGGAUGCCGCGCUGGAGUUGUCAUCUCCGGACCUAGGGUCGAAACCCUAGGUCGGAUCUACGUCUGCUCCGUUCCUUCUCCCUGUUUCGUUUCCGUAUAUCCUCCCCCCCUAUUUUGUGUGGCCUCAACUUCUUUUACAAUUGAAAUAAGAAGAGAUUGAAAUGGAGGAGAAGUCUCUAUGCGAAAAGAUGUCAGAUGCAGAUUGGGCAGGUUUGGAUCGGAAAGCAAUGUCCAUGAUCCGACUCUCGUUGACCAAGAAUGUUACGUUCAACAUUCUGAAGGAGACGACAUCGAAAGGCAUCAUGGAAAUGCUGUCUAACAUGUACGAGAAGCCAUCUGCGGCAAACAAAGUGUUUCUGAUUAGAGAAUUGGUGAACACAAGGAUGAAAAAUGGCACUUCAGUUACCGAGCAUAUCAACAAGUUGAAUUCCAUCUUAGCCAGACUUUUGUCAGUGGGCAUUAAGUUCGAUGAUGAAGUUCAAGCUUUACUACUGUUAUCUUCAUUGCCUGACAGUUGGUCCGGAACUGUUACAGCAGGUACCAGUUCAGCGGGACCUGACGGAUUCACUUUUCAGAAGAUUCGUGACCUCGUUCCUGGCGAAGAUGUCAGAAGAAGGAGUUCUGGUGAGUCUUCGGAAGAAUCACUAAAUAUCGUCAGAGGUAGAAAAAAUAACAGAGGUGGUGGGAGCAGGAACAGACGAAGGAGUCAGUCGAAGACUCGGGAUAGCUCAGGCAUAACGUGCUGGAAGUGCAAGGAGGUGGGGCAUUUCAGGAAUCAGUGCUCGAAAGAGGAUAAAGAAGUGAACAUUGCUAGAGGCUCCGCAAGCGACGAGAGUUUAUUUAUCUACUGUGCGGAGAGCAAUGUGGAUUCCUGGGUCAUGGAUUUUGGUGCUUCAUUUCAUGCUACCCACAACGGUGAAGCAUUGCAGAAUCUGGUUGUUGGGGACUUUGGAAAGGUACGGCUAGCAGACAAUAGAGCUCUUGAUGUGACGGGAAUGGGUGACAUAGUGCUGAAGACCCCUGUCGGUUUCUGGACUUUGAAGGAUUGGAAGGUCUUGAAGGGAAAUCUCGUCAUGGCCCGCGGAAGGAAGAGUGGUUCGUUGUACAUGUUCGAGUUACCUUCUGAGGGAGUGACCGUCCCAGUUCAGAAGAGAAACAAAGUCCGGUUCAUAGAGUCUCGUGGGCAGAAGAAGGUUUUCUAUGCAAGAGAGAAACCCAGAGCCACAGGUCAGACUCAGGAUGAACGAGCGAAGAAAGGUUCAAGGAGGCCAAUCAGAGGUAUCUAUGGCAGUGGGAGCACAGGUGGUGCUUCAACCAAGUUUCUUAGAAGACAGUGGGUCCGAAGAACCAGUAUUCGAGCUGUUGAAAUGUCUCUAGAAGAUUUCUUGCUGACUAUGGAGAUUGUUUGUUCUCAGGAUGUUCCAGGAUCCGACAGUGCGUGUGUGCAGUGGGAGCCAGUAGGGACCGAGGAUGAGUCAGGCAGUUCAAGCCAUGACUGAUGGGUUGAAACGCAUGAAAGUUUCAACAGAGUCUUCUCGAUGAUCAAGAAGGCUGGUGACAACUAGAGGUGGUGGAAUUUUGAGUUCCGUUAUCAGAUUACAGAAGUACAUGUGCACAGUUGAAGCGCAGGUGAACAUUCUUCCGUGGAUUCAAGUGGGAGAUUGUUGAGUGUGAAGCCAGGAAGCUAGGUGGAAGCUAACAGGAAAUUGGCAGGAAGCUACCUAGAAGCUUAUAGCUUCACUACUACAAAAAAGACUUUUUAAAUCG